CCAGCACCGUCCUCGCCCCUUUUCGCUUGCUUCUGUACUUUCCUCCCAACCCCCUCCAAUUCCACCACAAUGAGACCCCUGACUGACGACGAGACAAAGGUGCUGUUCGAGAAGCUGACCAAGUACAUUGGCCGCAACAUCGUGCACCUGAUCGACCGGCCGGACGAGCCGUACUGCUUCCGGUUACAAAAGGACCGCGUAUACUAUGUCUCCGAGAGCAUCAUGCGCAAGGCGACCUCCGUGGGCCGCCACAACCUGAUCUCGCUCGGCACCUGCUUUGGCAAAUUCACAAAGACCGGCAAGUUCCGCAUGCACAUCACCGCCCUGCCGCUGCUCGCACAGUACGCAAAGUACAAAGUCUGGGUGAAGCCCAACGGCGAGAUGCCGUUCCUGUACGGAAACCACAUCGUCAAGGCGCAUAUUGGAAGGGUCACUGAGGAUACUCCCGAGCACCAAGGCGUGGUGAUCUUUAAUAUGGCGGAUGUGCCCCUGGGCUUUGGUGUCAGUGCGCGGUCUACUGUCGAUAUGCGCAAGGUCGACCCGACCGGCAUUGUUGUGUUCCACCAGUCCGAUAACGGCGAAUAUCUGCGUGAGGAGGACGCGCUGUUCUGAUAGAUUAUGUGAGAAGAAAUACAUGCUGAGCGGAAUUUUAUGCUACAAGCGCCACCUCUUGAUGUGGUGGGAUAUGCGCAAGGCAGUGGCUGCGCCAUGAUGCGCGUG
Messenger RNA from Linderina pennispora, 720 nucleotides. Its product is annotated as 60S ribosome subunit biogenesis protein NIP7. The record is from RefSeq and is a predicted model, not a curated record. Lineage: Eukaryota; Fungi; Kickxellomycota; Kickxellomycetes; Kickxellales; Kickxellaceae. The transcript has a single exon. Gene Ontology annotation, cellular component: nucleolus; nucleus; preribosome, large subunit precursor. The coding region runs from base 70 to 612 and encodes 180 amino acids. Gene Ontology annotation, molecular function: RNA binding. Gene Ontology annotation, biological process: ribosome assembly; ribosomal large subunit biogenesis.